UUAAAUUCUGAGAACCUUCGUACCAAUUUAAACGAUAUUUAAAAAAAUCCUUGAAUGGCAGAGGUACUUUUUAUGUUUAUAACAUUCGAAAAAAUAUCAUAGGCGACUUUUAAUACUCAAAGGAGCAUUUUUUUUUGCGUAAACGGGUGGACUUGGAAUAGAAAAAUAAUAUUCACCAUAAGAUUAUUCUUCCCAAAUUUUCCAGUACGUAAAAAUAGUAAAAAAAAAUCAUGUAGAAAGUUUUCAUUGCAAUUUUCCCUCAUUCUUCAUAACAUUUUGUAAAGACUGCAACGGCUGUUUAUCUACAAAAAAUUAUUUUGACCAUUUGUAUGUUUGGUCUUGAAGUUUGAUUUUUGUUCGCAACGCAAUGAAGGAAAGGCUUAUUUUUGAUAUCUUCGGCCAAAUUGACCGUUCUUUUCUAGAACGUGUUCAAGAGAAGCUAACAAAACUCAUUUUUCGUAAUGAUUACCCAUUCAUCAUAAGCAUAUGUCCUGCACUCAUUCUCAGUCGGCUACUAAAUCAUAACACCAUGUUCCGAUUUAUCAUUCUUAUCGCCGGAAUCAAGUUGGUCCCUCAUUCAAGGAUGCAAAUUUGUCUUUUUUCUCUGUUUCUCCGUCCUCUGCUGCUCUCUCUAGUCUCAAGUUCUCCUCUCUCACUGUGUGUUCCUUUUUAUUCGCACGAAUCCGUUUAUUUCUGUGUGAGUUUGCGUGUGGUAAUUUUGUCAUCAUCAAUAAAAACCCAUCAUAAAUGUUUCAUCCCCCUCGUGAACCCUUCAUCGAGAAACUCGUGAAAUUCUGCCUCAAUUCUUGUCUUCGUCUGUUCGCAUUUACAUGAGAAUGGGAUUGAUUCACCCAUGGGAGCAUCGAAGUUAUCACUUUAUCAACAUCGAUCAACGAUGUUUGUAUUCGUUCCCUUGGGCAGGGGCGGGAGUCAACCCAAUUCUCUUCAUUGUUCGUUACACCACCGCUCCUUAUUUUGCAUGUGAGCGUGUUGCGGUGUACCUCUACGCUACACGUGCGUCUAACAGCGGAGCAGAGCAUUCCCUCGAAUUAUGAGAUGCGGGACAAUGUAAGACACCAUGCGUCUCCAUCACGAUUGAGGUGGGCAGUGUAGUUGUAACACAUAAAAUAGAAAAGUAAUAAGCAUUAUUGGCGAAACAGUACUGUAUGAUUAAAAACAAGUUUCGCACACAACAAGCUGCGGGAGAAAUCCCACAAUAUUCCAGAAGAAAUCUCCGGAAGAACUUCAGGAAUUCCUAGAUGUGUUUGUUCAUUUAUAAGAAAAUGCACUAUCCGGAAACCCACUAUACGCCACGCGAGUGGAAACGAAAGCUUACCACCCGCUCGGCCUUGCCGCUCAUCCAUCAUCCUCCACCCAUCCGACCACCCACCAGUUGCCUGUCUCAGCACGCUCUCUCCACCCAAUCCUCGUGCAGCAAUUCCUUCUCACUCAAUAAAACUUGGCCGUUAACCAUCAGCUCUCGGUCCGGCGGCCGCACCGCACCGCACCACCGAGCGAGAAUCGUUUGUUUCCCUUCAAUCCAUCAUUGUUUUGUGCAGCUUGUGUGCGCUUGAAUGGGGCGGGAUGGCGACCGGGCGGGCCGGCGCUGAGAAUUUAUCGCUCAUUCUUCGACGUUUUUUGGCAGACCAACUGUCUGCUUGUUUCGACUACAUAUCCACAUGCCAACGUCAGCAUACACUAGCUGCUGAGGGCAGCGGGCUUCGCAACAGAACCGUCGCCAACCAACCCACCAGUGGACAGCUGAAUACUGUGUGACAGUAGCUUCCUAUAAUCGAAUGGUCAAGCUACACAAAAGCAGCGCGGAUGGAGACCAAUCGAUCGACCGAAUAAGUUAUUAUUAGUGGAACAACAUUAAAUAUAAAUACAAAACCGAGCAUUGGAGCUCUGUUGAUUGGCUAAGGCGAAUCAACUCUAAAUGGUAUGGGGAAUCGAGUGAAAUUUUCAAACAAAUGACCACGCUGCUACUUAAGUGGUAGGUAUACAGUGCAUCUUGGGUUGGAUCGUAUGUUGUUUAUUUUGAACAUGGCUUCAAUCGAUUUCUUGAGCAUUGCUUGGCAUGUGCGUUCUUUCUUGGCUCGUGUACUGACUGAUACGUUCGAAGUAUCGACCAAUGAAACGGCAGCUUGAGUGGCUGGCAUUUCGCUUGUUCGACGAACAAAAGAUAAGGGUUAUGAUUUAAGCUAAAUUUUUCAAAGUAGAUUUUGAUUGGAACACGAGAUAUUGUUAGAAAAUGUGGGUGUUAAAAAUCAGUUUGAGUUUCACUUAACUGUUCUAUUUAAUUUGAAAAUGAUAAGGCUAAACGAGAAGGAGAAUGAUAAAAAUAAGCAUUUAUUUAACAUGUAUUAGCAAAUUAGAUGUUCUACUAGUUCGAUUGUGAUUGGAGCUUAGAGAUAGUUUUGGCUCUGCAGUCUAAUUUAAGUGGAACAAAAUUAAAUAGUUUGUUCUACUGAAAUAAAACUGCAAAGCGGAAACCAUCUCUAAUGACAUGCAGCCGUUGAGUGUUCACCACAGCUACAUACCAGGUUUCAUUGGCGUAUAUCAGCACAGAUUUCUCAGUUGACAAACGUUCUUCGUGCGCGACACAAGUGUUUUUCAUACAGCUUUACGUCUUUCAAUAAGUCCGUUGUUCCUGUUGUGUUGGAAUUUGCAGCCAUUGCAGGAUGUCUACGCACAGGAAAAACACACUCGUCGUUGACUUUAGUGUCCUGCCACGACGACCCAAACUAGACCAGAUCGAGGAAUUCCUCAAGGACGACGUAAAAAUCGACCUGGCCGACGUCAAGAACAUCCAAAUACACAAUAUCAAAAACUGUGUGUAUAUUGAGAUGACUGACGCUGGCCUUGCACCACGACUACAAAAGCAACAUCAUCUCAAACAUUACUACAUCCACGAAGGAAAAAAGUACUACAUCCCAGUCUACGUAGAUGGCCCCACGACCACCGUAAAGAUCCACGACAUUUCACCGCAAAUGUCGAAUGACAUCAUCGUGCGCCACAUGCAGCAGUACGGUAAAGUUAUAUCCAUUGAAAACGAUGUAUGGAAAAAUUUCUUCCCUGGGAUUCUAAACGGCGUCAGAAUUGUUCGAAUGAGACUGGAGAAGACGCUGCCGUCUCGCAUUGUGGUUAACGGAGAAAGCACGUACGUAACGUACCCAAAAAUAAACGCACAAUCAUCAAGCAAGCCAACACUACUAUCAAGCUCUGCUGAAGAGCAAAACCGCAUUGGUGACAAACAAUGCAAAAUUGUUGAUCACCCAUCGAUUGCGACUCGCGCCGACACAAGUGACGAUGACAACGACGACGACGACGACGACGGCGGCGGUGAAGGUGAUGAUAAUAGAAUCAACGAUACCGAUGAGCACGAAACUGAAACCGUUGAAGCUGAGGGGGAGCCGGAGACUGCGAAGAGACGGUUGUCAACUGAAACGGAAAAUGGAAGAAGAGAAGAGAGCGUAGCAAAACGAUCAUGCAACGAGGAAGCACAGAAAGCUGAAUUAGGAUGGACGGUUUAUCAAACUAGAUCGAAGAAGAAACAAGUUAUGCAAAUUGAAUAAUAUUGUAUUGUUUUGAUGCAUUUUAUCGACACGAAUGCACCAUAACGGUGUAAAGUGUCGUAAAUAAAUAAAACAACAACAACAACAGCACAGAUUUCUCGUUUGAGUUAAAUUCUGAAACGAGAUUAAGUUAAACGUUUCGAAUUCAUUUGGAUGUUCAGGGGUUUUCAUAUCGUGUAUAGCAGUGCACUUGGUGCACCAUGAAGACUUAUUUUAAGUUGCUGAAGACACCGACACGAUUGAAUGCGAAAUCGCAGUUUUAUCUACGAUUCCGCACUUAUAUUAACUGCAAAAGAGGUCCAGUGGGGUGGGAAAUGCGUAAUAUUUCACUAUGAAUUUGCUCAACAUCUUCCUCAACAUUCCGUAGGAUCUCGUCCGAAAGAGCUCCCCACGUAACGAAAAAAACAUGCUAACAAACGCUAAUCAUAUACAUAAGUGUGGAAAAAAUGUUUUAACGACAAUACUUAAUAUAUUGAAGGGGUAUUGAAGAGGUGCACCUCGAAACAAUCUUCAAUAAGUGCACCGCGAGCCAAACGCUCUGAUAUAUGGCAC
Molecule: messenger RNA, 4127 nt
Organism: Aedes albopictus (Asian tiger mosquito)
Lineage: Eukaryota; Metazoa; Arthropoda; Insecta; Diptera; Culicidae
Exons: 1
Coding region: 2682-3575 (297 amino acids)
Source: RefSeq, a predicted model, not a curated record